Messenger RNA from Anguilla anguilla (European eel), 5267 nucleotides. Its product is annotated as epsin-2-like. The transcript is spliced from 9 exons. The record is from RefSeq and is a predicted model, not a curated record. Gene Ontology annotation, molecular function: phospholipid binding; clathrin binding. The coding region runs from base 534 to 2261 and encodes 575 amino acids. Lineage: Eukaryota; Metazoa; Chordata; Actinopteri; Anguilliformes; Anguillidae. Gene Ontology annotation, cellular component: endosome; clathrin vesicle coat; plasma membrane. Gene Ontology annotation, biological process: endocytosis.
ACCCUGCGCCCGCCAUCCGCUCCUCUGAGUGGUGCAUCUGAGUGUCCGCCAUGUUGGCUUAUGGGUGUCACGCACGGACACAAACUCGUGUGUAACGGUAGACGCGUAGCUAGCUACAUCAAAAUAGAUCUCAGCUUGCUGCACGUUUUAGAAUAACUUGGACCCCAAGUUGUCUAUUCUAUACUCAGUCUUCGUCACCAGAAGCUGUGACUUAAACAGCGUUUACCCCGGGGAGGAAAAACAAGCGACUCAUUCAAAAACUCUAGAAAUGGUAAUGGAGGAACUACCUGUGCUGAACACCCUCGAUGUGCUGACAUGCUUUUGACAAGCACUGCUCUACUGGUCCCUGGAGGACAGGUUUUGGCAGGCAGAGCCUGUGAACGAAAACACUGUGAUUGCGCUAAGGACAUUUCAUAAAAACAAAAACCUGUUUUAAUUUUACAUUUUUUUUAAAAACCAAAAAAACCCUAAAUAAACCGAACACUAUAUAACUAGUUCAUACCUUAAAGAAAGUUGGCACUCAAACCGCUAACAUGCAGAGUUCUUCGAUUCGGCGCCAGGUGAAAAACAUUGUGAAUAACUACUCUGAGGCGGAGAAGAAGGUGAGGGAGGCCACCUCCAAUGACUCCUGGGGCCCGUCCAGCUCGCUGAUGUCGGAGAUCGCCGACCUCACCUACAACGUGGUGGCCUUCUCCGAAAUCAUGAGCAUGAUCUGGAGGCGCCUCAACGACCACGGCAAGAACUGGCGGCACGUGUACAAGGCCCUGACGCUGCUGGACUACCUGAUCAAGACGGGCUCGGAGCGCGUGGCCCUGCAGUGCCGCGAGAACAUCUUCGCCAUCCAGACGCUCAAGGACUUCCAGCACAUCGACCGCGACGGCAAGGACCAGGGCAUCAACGUGCGGGAGAAGUCCAAGCAGCUGGUGGUGCUGCUGAAGGACGACGAGCGGCUGAAGGGGGAGCGCUCCCAGGCCCUGAAGACCAAGGAGCGCAUGGCGCAGGUGGCCACCGGCCUGGGCAGCAGCAACCAGAUCAGCUUCGGCCGCGGCUCCAGCCAGCCCAACCUGUCCACCAGCUACUCGGAGGAGUACGGCAAGUCCGGGGGCUCGCCGGCGUCCUACCAUGGGUCCACUUCUCCACACGCGUCCUCAGAGCUGGAGCAGGCCCGGCCCCAGACGAGCGGGGAGGAGGAGCUGCAGCUGCAGCUGGCCCUGGCCAUGAGCAGAGAGGCAGCUGAGCAGGAGGACCGGAUGCGGCGUGGGGAUGACCUCCGGCUGCAGAUGGCCCUCGAGGAGAGUCGGAAAGGGGCUGGCCCGGGGACAGCGGUCAAGAAGAAAAAAGAGCCGGCGCUGAUGGACCUGAUGGACACGGUGCCCGAAGCCCCAGCGGCUCAGGCUUCAGACCCCUGGGGCGCUGCCGCUCCAGACCCCUGGCAGUUACCUGCUCCACCCGUGGAUCCGUGGGGGCCGUCUACUUCCUCAGCCGCGCCCGUGAAAUGCGCCGAGCCUUGGGGCCCUUCCACCGGCUCCGCCCCUGUGGCACAACCCGUCCCCGACCCCUGGGCAUCCGGGACCGACACCUGCCCCAAGGCGCCUGACACUGGUAACUUUGAUCCCUUCAGUACACUAAAUGGGAACUCCAAGGAUGACUUCUUAGGCUUUGACAGCCUUCGAUCUUCCAACACAACAGGCGAUGCCAGGGGAAGCUCCACUUUGCCUUCCCGGCCUAGCGCUUCUGCCAGCCCGGACUUGAUGGACCUGAAGCUGGAAAGCCCCGCCCAGAACGGCAUGGGCAGCAGUUCCCGAAAAACCCCUGAGUCUUUCCUAGGCCCCAACGCCGCUCUGGUCAACCUGGAAUCUCUGGUCAGCAAGCCAGCACAAUCCGCCUCCACCUCCAACCCCUUCUUGUUAGCAGGCGCUGCUCCUGCACCCAUAGCCCAGAUCAACCCGUUCCAGGUCAGCCAGCCCCAGCCUCCCACCCUCAACCAGCUGCGGGUGAGCCCCAUGAUGGGCCCUUCCAGCCAGGCUUUCGGCAGUGUGGAGCCCCUGGUGCUCUCAAUGCCUCACCCUGGGACUAUCGCCAUGGUGCAGGUGCCCAUGCCAGGUAUGCCCGCCCUGGCCCCCAUGGGCAUGAUGGUGCCCGCCAUGGGCGUGGGCAUCCCGGCCCCCGUGCCCAUCCCGCAGCCCCUCAUGAGCACGGGGCUGCCCCCUGCAGCCACGACUGCGCAGACUGGCAGCACAACCAACCCCUUCCUCUUGUGAAAAACUGACUUUACUAAUCAGAAAUGAGCGCCCCGACUUAACCCGGCUACACAGUGACCUUUUAUAUUUUCAGAUUGGCGUGCUGUUUUAUUAAGACUUGUGUGAGUAGCUGCAGUGUUUACAGAUUUUAAUAGGCAGAUGGUUAUCCGCGCUCUCCUGUCACUGGCUGUAGGUACCCUGCAUUAAUUGCCAUUGUUUCUCCUGACAUUAAUUUUGCAAUUGGUGUGUUCUGCCCUCUUGCCAUGAAACAGAUUAGCCAUCUCUUUAUACACCUAGUUAAUGUUACGUUAUAUUUCUUUAUCCUCAUCAGGAUUUGAGAAUGUGAAUCGUGCUCCAUUUUAUUUUCUUAUUUUAUGUCUUUAAAACAACGUAUUCACUCAAAACUACUUUUUAUGCGUACAUUACCCAAAAUGUUUUACAUUAUUUUAUGAACACUGUAUUUGAUAUGCAUAGGUAUACCCAGCCUAGGGAAUUCAUUCAUUUUACCUGCAACAUUUUUAGUGUCCUAAACAAAAGAUUUGCACAUGGCUCAAGUGUUUUGACUGUAGGUUCACCGUGUGUCCUAAAGAGAAGCAAUGAUCAGCUGUUCUUAAUGAAGCUACAUCUGUAAUAAGCAUAAAAAACUACAAGAAAGUGUAUGUGCUAUUACUGCUGUCUGACAUUGAGAAGUCUGCACUUUGUCACUGGUUCCAGUCUUGCCACAUUAGAAGGUGAACUUGGUGAUUUCAGGUUGAUAGGUUUUAAGGAAUGUUAGGGAACUGGUGCUUCUUUACAAUGUUUUUUUAUGGCUACCAGUUUAGAGAAAUACUUUUGGGGGAAAUUUCACUCAUUCAGGUCUAUCAUAGUGCUCACUCUUUGCGCAUCUCUUCUUAUAGUGACUGCGUUGUAUGGACAGACAAUGCUGAACAGUGAAGCAGAACUCCUCUGCCUUGCUCUCUUAGGUCAGAUUGUUACAAAGAAAUAUCAAGCAAUCUUACAUUUUCUUUUCUUAAUUAUUUACACACAGAAAAUGUAUCAAAUGUCAAAAAGGAACAAAGGGAACCAGGGAAUAUAAACGCCACAUCAAAUGGUAGUUACUGCUGUAUCCUCUUACUGGUAUUAUUAUAUCACCAACAGUAUUACUUGUCUUAACUGUUGCUCUGUAAUUUCCUAUGCAUGUCAAUCAUUUUCAAAGCCUUUAAGCUUGCUUGCUUAGGAUCUGUCCAUAUAUGCACACGUUCACAUUAAAAACCAACAUAUGUACACAAAGUAGGUACUACAUGGAACAUUUAAAGGCCUGCCAUUUCUCUGUCAGAUACAGUGUGAAGGCAUCCCUUUGGGUUAGAGCAGCCUUUUAAAUGAGGUGCUUGGAGCUUUAGUGCCCCUGCAGUUUGUGGCUGAGGCAGUGCUGUAGGUGGGGGGAUUCCACGGUGAUGUACAAAAACCUAAUUAAUGCGGUCAGAACAUUUCCUCCACAAGCAGUCGUUCGGACUGCUCAUGGUGACGUGUCAUCAUGAUAGCAGAACAGCUGCUCUGUGGAUGACUGAGGCAGUAAAAGCACGAGCCCAAGCUUUGAGUGUUCUACUCACCAGUAUGGUUGCAGUGGUAUCUCUGAUGUGAUCCAACCGUCUGUUUAUUAUCAGGUGGGAACAAGGUUCUCUCCUUGCUAGUUUUAUUCACAGCCCAUGAUUCUAAUAAAUACCAAGGUAAACUUAUGUUACAUUUAUGGGUCAAUUGUUUUUAAAUUGUAGGAUAUUUUGGUAGAUAUGCUGGAGCUAGAGUGGAAUAUCUUGUGUUAUAGGAACAGUGUUUGGGGUCACAUGACUUUAUUAGUUAUCAGAAUAAGUCUAACUUCCAAACUGCUGGAAGAAAUGGAUGUGGAAUUAAUAGAUUUUGAUAGGGAAGUAUGUUUGGGGAAUAUUACAUAGUUUUGAAAAUAUAUUUUCCGAAAGAGAUUUUCAGAAAUGUGAUUACCAAAGUCUGUACAAGCAAUCUAUUCAAAUGGGAUUUGUGAUAUUACACCUAUUUGUAUUACUAUGUUGAUUCUGACUUGUGUUGAAACACAUGAAGCUCAAUGUAUUAUUUGAAAUCGCUGCCAACCUGCCAUUAUUUUUUUUUUUUGAAGACGGUUGUUGGCCAGUGCCCUCUGCUGGACCUUUUGUAUAGCAGCGUGUAUAGAGCUUUGUUACAAACCCUUGGUGUACUCUUGUAGUAGUUAUGAUACCCACAUAACCAAGACAUAUACUCAGGCAUAAAUAGGGAGGGGGGAAGGAUGCUUUUAACAGUUUCAUGAACUUCGAUCUGAUUUUACAGAGGGGGUGAACAUGUUCCUGUAUAAAACAGUACCGAGUGUUGCAGAAAUACGCAGGUUUAUGCUCAGAAACAAACUUAACUACAUACGUUAUCUAGCUCAACUUGUCAGUGGCCUUUUCACUGUGUUUGUACUUUGCUAGCAUUCUCUUCAUGUACUCAUUCAUUUACUGUGGUCUACGUUUUCAUUGUGAAGCAUAAUCUAUUUUUUCACGUUAUUUGUAUAUUUACAACGCUUUCAUCUUGCGGGGAGCAGGCUGCUUUUUAUGGAUAUGUGCCCAACCUGUUGACAUAAUUGUAUAAUAUAAUUUAUCAUUUGUACUUUGUAAAACACUGUUUUAUUCUUAUGUAAUGGGUUUUGCAGGAAAUUUACAGGAAAUCUCAUUUUAACAGCAGUAAAUGAUAAGCUAUUAGCUGCAGAAGUUUAAAUGUAUUACAGAUUUUGCUUGCAGUUAUUUUACAAUGCUGCCAAAUCAAUAAUAACUAAGAUUCGUGUGUCAGCAAGAAUCAAUAAAUAUGUAUUGUAAGCAGAGCUGUGGAUUUGUUAAUACAGUAGUUAAACAGUUCUAUGGGACUUAGGAGAUUUGGAUUUGGUGAUGAGGAGCCGUGUGUUAUUGCAUAAAAGGAACACACUGUUUAGGAAAGAAGAGUAAUUUAAUUGUAAUAAAUAUCAAAAAUGAUGUAUUCUUACCUACAAUAAAGGUACAAGCAUAUUUA